Molecule: messenger RNA, 1150 nt
Organism: Moneuplotes crassus
Lineage: Eukaryota; Ciliophora; Spirotrichea; Euplotida; Euplotidae
Source: the annotation of a GenBank genome assembly
AUGAGGACUUGAUUUAGCCCAACUAGGUGUUUAUACUGUAUAGAAAUCGAACUCAAAGAAUCAUUUCUAUUUGACAGUGAACCUUCAUACACAAAACAGAGAACUCUACACAAUCGGAAUAUGAGAUACCGUCCGAAUAAAUUACGCUGAUCGAUUAGAGAUAAUACAUCCUGCACUAAAAAUACUUCUCUGAAUAUUCAUAAGCAGUCAUUUUUACUCAAAAGUGAGAGGAAUAAAUCAAUUUCUCAUAACCCAAACCAGUUGAAAAAACUAUCCGUCCCUCGUCUUAUAAGCGAUAAAUAAAAGUGUUGAGAAGCAAAGAGAUGUUGAAAUCAGAAACCUCUUCGAAGCCUUUGAUAGUGAUAGAUCCGGGACUCUCGAGCUUAAUGAAUUAACCGAUCUGCUUAAAGCGAAUGGCAUUCGGCUUAGCAAAACAGGGAUCAACCAGAUGUUCAGAGUUAUAGACAUUGAUGGUUCAGGAACCCUCACUCUUGAAGAAUUCAAAAAUUUCCUGAUCUGUCGUGAAAAGCAGCAGAAGUUUACUGAAAUUAUGAAAAAUGAGAAAUAAGCUUAGCGACCAUAAGAGAGAGAAUUCCGUUCGGAAGAACUACAAAUCACUUUCUGACUCUUCUCAGGCUCGAGAAAAGAGCAAAUUCUUACCCCUAACAGCUGAGUCUCUGAUGAGGUAUAUCAGAACUAUCUCAAACAGGAAGGAUCUUUACCAAAAUCUUAAUGACAACUUCAAACGAAAAUACGAGGAAUCGAAGACAAUAGAGAUUUUUAAAGAUAUUUUCCAAGAAUAUCCUACUAGUGCCAACAGAAGAGAGGCUGACCCAAUCCAGGAAAUUAUUGAAAAAUAAGGCUGUCAUUCAAGAUAUGCAGCAGGGGUUCCGGAAGAAAUCCCUCCAUUAUCUUAGCCAACGAAAGAGCAAAAGGUCCUCCAAAAGACGAAGACUAAUCAAAACGAACAAAUUAUUCACCCAGAGGACACAACUUGCGAAGCUGAAACUAGUAAAUCUCUCAACCACGAUCGAGUAAGUUCCUUCCAGAAUGAGACUACCUAGUGUGGCUACAAACACUAAGACCAGCCCCAAUAAGUCUAAAUAGUAAGCAAGCAGAGUGUGAUCAAUAUCUAUUAUUAUUCAAAUUA